AUGUCGUUGCAGGCAGCGGUGGAUUUUUUUGUCAAACACAAAGAAGACGUGGCUAUGGGUCUCAUGGUGUUCUGUGUCACCGCAUGGAUAGUAUUUAUUAUGUACCUCGCGUUAAAGUACAAACGCAAAUCGAUCGCAUUAGAAAUCAGAAUCGAGCAACUGCGAGAAAGAAUUGACCAUCAGCGAAACAUAAUAAACGACUAUCGACAACACAGACACAGGAUUGCCGGGCAAGAACACAUGGGAGUUGUUGACCUUCCUCCAGCCGAAGGAAUGGAAAUGCAAGAACUUCCUCAACAAGAAAGAGCUGAGGAACUGCCUCAACAAGAAAGAGCUGAGGAACUGCCUGUUGGACAAGAGCAAGAUGAUGACAACGUUUAUGAACGUCUUGUGCUCAAUUAA
Messenger RNA from Caenorhabditis remanei, 402 nucleotides. RefSeq lists its product as uncharacterized. NCBI's taxonomy places the organism in Eukaryota, Metazoa, Nematoda, Chromadorea, Rhabditida, Rhabditidae. The transcript has 2 exons. Bases 1 to 402 code for a protein of 133 amino acids. The record is from RefSeq and is a predicted model, not a curated record.